Patiria miniata (bat star) is the source of this 6865-nucleotide messenger RNA. RefSeq names its product BMP-binding endothelial regulator protein-like (gene bmper). The transcript is spliced from 15 exons. Bases 932 to 3010 code for a protein of 692 amino acids. The record is from RefSeq and is a predicted model, not a curated record. NCBI's taxonomy places the organism in Eukaryota, Metazoa, Echinodermata, Asteroidea, Valvatida, Asterinidae. Gene Ontology annotation, molecular function: protein binding.
CAGUCACCGGUUCAGAUGUGUAUUUGAUAUGACGGGUUAUACUCGAAUACUAUUGAGUGUGGUAGUUUUCUGAGCUGUGGAUGCAUCUUGUAUUGGGAUUGACUCCAAGCACGUGGAAAAUAUUACAAGUAUAAAGUAUCCCGCAUACUCUGAUGACUUCAUAAUAAGUGGAGAAAGCACAUUGAGUGAACUGCUCAGAUGGUCUGACAAGGGGGAUGUGAUGUGAGCUCAUCAUAAUACUGUAAGCUCCUACCUGGACACAUGGUCUAGACAGUUUUCAAGUGAAAACGACUUUCUUUAUUCCUUGAGCUUUUUUUUUUCGUAAUGCCACACCGUCACGGCACAGGUACGUCACCAGUCGUCCGACCAUUAACAGAGCCCCAGUCCGUUGGCAUAACAUCACCGAAAAUUUAAGUGAAAAGACAGAGAUAGGGCUUCCAACGCCCCAUUAACUCGAGUUGCCUGUGGAGGGUACAGUGGGGGCUUUUUGACGGUACAGGACUACCCUGACACGCUAGGCGACCUCUUGUAUGCCCUGACGCCAAUCGGUCGUGUGUCUGAAGUCUCGCUGGAGACUUGAGCCGGGUUGGGACUACCUACGCCCCUGGGUUGUCUCGCGAGGUGUUUCCCCGGACACCUCAUUCCAUUCAACUCGGGAAGAUAGCACAAACACGGCUUUAACUGCUCGUUCACCCAGGAAAAGAAGAAUUACAGCGGACCCUACCCAUUUCUGGUCCAUGACAAACUGGCUUGGAGAUUUGUUUUGACAUGUGAGCUUGUAGCGUUGCACACCAACGUCGUUUAUUUUUAUCUGCAGCACGUGUACAUGCGUUCGCGGUAUGUACAUGCACAUGUAGGUUUUGGACUAUUUGGAUCAUGAUGUAAAACGAAUUAUUAUGCGCAUGCCGGCGUGUGAACUGUUAACUGUUUCAUGUUUUGUGACGCUUUGAGGAUUGAUUUGGAAAAGCUGUACCCAAACAAAAUGAUGGGAAUAAAAGUGAAAUGGAACAGUCGUGAACUUGCUUCUCUCUUCAAACUUCUUCUGUUUCUGUGGUGGGUCGCGGACAGGGCGUGUGGCCAGCUAGUUGGAGACAGGGCUAAAUGUGACAAGGAAGGGGAAGUGGUGACGUUGCCGAUCUUGUUGGGGAACCCGUGCAUUCAGUGUGUCUGCAAGAAUGGUGUUAUUAUAUGCGAGCGGGAAACAUGCCCAAAGCUGGAUCAGUGCGCCCUCAUAUUUACUUCACUCGGGAAAAGUUGUUGUGAAAAAUGUAAAGUUUGUAGAUAUAACGGGGACGAUUACACGAGUGGCCAGCGGUGGAGCGCGCAUAACGACCCCUGUCAACAGUUUGAAUGUCGAGAAGGUGUAUUGACUGCCUCGCGGACGCAGUGUGUGGAGGCAUGCUCAAACCCAGCCAUUGUACCGGGCGAGUGUUGCCCUGUAUGUCCAGCAGAGUGUUCCUUUGAAGGGAGGCGUUACGCCGAGGGAGCGACCGUUAGGUCUGCUGCUGACGCUUGCGUUGAAUGCACGUGUAAGAAAUCUGGUCUAACGUGUCGACGGCUCAUGUGUCCGGUACUCUCGUGCCCGAAAAAUCAACAGAAGACGCUGCCGGGGAAAUGUUGCCCAGAAUGCGCGGCACCAAGAAAAGUCUUCGAUUUGGGCCACCGAUGUUUGUUCGGCUCAAGUGUUUUUGAUGACGGGCAAAACGUCUUGGCAGAGAAGUGCACGAAGUGCGUUUGUCUGGACUCGACGGUAGUUUGCCAGAGGACAAUCUGCGAAGCAGAGCUGGACUGUCCGUCGGGUGAUGUUAUUCACGUCGAAGGAGAGUGUUGUCCCAAAUGCAAACCAAGAGCUUGUGGAUAUGCUGGCAAAGUAUAUCAGGAAGGGGAGAUGUGGGCGCCACACGCUUGCGAAACGUGUCAGUGUGUGGGUGGCGAGGCGGUGUGCUCAACAGAAACGUGCCCAGCCACGCCAGAUGUCUGCCAAAAGAAUCAUGCUUUACGAGUACCGGAGGGCGAGUGUUGUUCGAAAUGUAUAGAAAAAAAUGCUUUAUGUUCCGUCUUUGGAGACCCGCACUACCGAACCUUCGACGGCCGACUUUUUAACUUCCAAGGAACCUGUAAAUACAUCCUGGCGUCAGAUUGCGCAGACCGGACAUUUACUGUGCGCGUGCGCAACGAGGGCCGACAGACCAGCAGUUUUGCCUGGACGAGGACGGUCUUCAUUAGCAUACUGGGUCACCGGGUCACGCUGAUGCAAGAUUACGCGGUGCGAGUAGACAAGCAAGAAGUGGCGCUGCCUUAUGAGGUUCCCGAAGCGCUGAGAAUACGAAGCGAUGGGUUUUUGAUUAGAGUGUCCACGAAGAUCGGUCUUGAGGUCACAUGGGACGGCGACAGCCUAGUGGAAGUUUCCAUGCCGCCGGCUUUCAAAAACAAAGUCUGCGGACUGUGCGGAAAUUACAACGGCAACCGGCUUGACGACUUCCAGCUCCGGCACGGCGCUGUGACCACGGACCCGGGGCUGUUUGCCGAGUCCUGGGUCUCUGGGAACAGGGACAGGUGUGCUAGGGCGCCCUCAACGACGCAGAGCGUGCCAUGCGGUGAUAACCCGAAGAAACGACUGAGGGCGCACCGAGAGUGCAAAGUGCUGAGGACCGAGAAGUUUCAGGGGUGCACUGAGGUGGUCGAUAUGUGGGUGUAUUACAGGUCGUGUAUAACAGACAUGUGUGAGUGCCCUAAACAUAAACCUUGCUACUGCGAAGCGUUGAGGGCGUUUGUCAGAGCAUGCCAACAAGAAGGGGUCGAGGUUGAACUGGACAGCACGUCCACUUGCACAGUACAAACGUGCCCAGAGGGCGCUGUUUUCGCCGAAUGCGGAACGCCCUGCCCUCGCACAUGCGCAAACAAGGACGAACCUUUCAUCUGCGAGCGGCCGUGCGUCGCUGGUUGCCAGUGUCCGGACGGGCUUGUAAUGCACAGGGAUAGGUGCAUACCAACGGCGGAGUGCCCGUGACGUCAUCAGGGAAUCAGUUGAAAGAGUUUUUCAAAUUUUAAGAUAUGAAUGGGAGGGGAGAACGACGAAAAUUGCUCCCUGUUGCAUAGCAACAUAAUCUUGUUUUAAACUUCUGUUUUGUUUCUACAAAAUGUUUAACAGAUACAUACGUAUACUACUCUGUGUCCCGCCUAGAAGUGCGCCCUCACACAAUAUUUAUUUUACCCUUAUUUAUAAUACACUUUCCAAUUGACGAUUAUAGACUUACCGAAUCAAAAUCUAAUAAUGUACACUCCUAAGUCUAGCCAUGAAAAAUGUUAUGAAUACGUUUAAUUAUACAAAUUAAAUAAUCGUUGAGUACCAAUUUCACGCAGCUGCGCAGCCUAGUAAUGACUAUUUAUGUAGACAAAUUGAAAUCUGUUGUUGAUUGCUAAUUACUGAUUAAAGAUGAAAUUUGUUUAUAAGAUUUUCAAAAAAAAAAAUAUGUACACAUCUUCUGCCAAGCAGCUUCGGCAAACUCAACUCGCUUUUUGUGAGUAAUGCAUACAAAUAUCUGACUGGCGCAGGUACGGACGACCUUUCUGUAGUACAAUAUUUGUACAUGUAGUACAUUGUAGUUUCUAAUUGUCUUGUAGCGUCCCCAUGCAAAGCAUGCUCGGUUUUUUUUUUUAAGUGAUUAUUGAGCUAAGUUUAAGACAAGUUGCUGUCAACUUGUUGUAUGCCUGAGGGUACUUUUGUGCUGAUGACUGUAAUGACUCGGGCUUUUUAAUUACGUUGGAGUUGUCUGACAUGCACUUCUCUUGUUAUUGGCAAAUGUUCACGGGUGUUUUGUCGACAUUUCGUCUGUGUUUAACAUGUCCACAUGCAGUAUUAUUGUUUUUCCAAGUUUCGGCGAAUGCGCCAGGGUUGUGCGUCAUUUUGCGCCUGAUUUGCACAGGAGUCGACUGUACUUCCAGGAAAUAAUUUCUUGGACUUUUCCAACAGUUUUUUUUCUGGAGAUUUCUUGACAGGCAUAAAAACGCACUGCCUCAGGUUGGAUGCCAUUAUUGAAAUUAUGGGUUGGAGAAUACACUGUGUUCAUCUAGAUUUCCAUGCAAUUAGCAGAGUUGAAUACAUGUAUAUGUCUAAUGUUCUCGUGUAAUGUUCUUGUGAUAUUUGAAUCUUCGAGUUCCAUGCAACUGAAACAUAUAGUAACACUCUGUUAUACAACCAGCAGACCUCAUACUUCAUAGAUUAUCAUUUUCGGUGUUCCUUUCGUAGACCAAGACCAAAUUUCUUUUUUCCCAAACAUUUGUUCUGCAUAAAUAAUAGGUCAGCGUGCUUUAGCUACCUGUCAUACCUCCCUUCAGUUCGCCCCUUGCAGAUUUUAAAUGAGCCAUUUGUAUAUAUGCAUGAGAAAUGGGAACUACCCUCAGGUGCCAUACAGUAGGGAAUCUUUGACGUUUGAGAUCUGUUUUAUUCAGAUCUUGGCCGAAUUUCAAUUAGCUGCUCAACACUGAACCAGGAGGAAUAACUGCUAAAUCUCACGCGAGGAAUAUUGGUUCCGUUUCGUAGCUGAAAUUAGUUUUGCUUAACAAAACCAAAAUGAGCUUCAUUUUUUUGGUCAAUAUCCCGAUGAAAGUGGCACCAACUCUCCUGUAAAAAGUUAAUUUUGAUGCUAUACUUAAUGCAGCACCCAAUAUGCAUCUAAUGCAAUGUUUCCUGUGUCAGGAUUGAAAAUGUAAUUUAGCUUUAAGUGGUGAUUAAUUUGAGGCAAAGAAUAAACGUACCGUAAGAUUUAGCGGUGGUUCGCCCUAGGAGACAAGUAGAAUAUCUUAACACGUCCUGAAGACUUUACAUAAAAAUGUCCCCUCAUUUUGGGCUCAGUGAUGCCGAAUGGUAGGCUAAGAUGGUUGUAAGUAUGUGAACGUUAGUUUUGGCAUAUAAUUUUGGAAUUAUUGAUUUUCCUUUUUGAGGUGAUUUAAUUUAUUGAAAAUCUUUACGGAUGUUGGAUUAUUUUUCUGAAAGUAUUUUGUGCGAAUAACGCAAACAAUUGUUCAUGUACAUGUACAAUCCCUUUGUUGUGUUUUGUGUGUUUGUUUGUUUGUUUGUUUGUUUGUUGGUUGUUUGUUUGUUGGUUUUUACUUUCUGAAUUAUUGUGCUGCCAGUUAUGGUUUCGUGGAAGUAUCUCUUAAAAAAUAUUUACGAAAAUAAAUCGUGAUAAAUUGACACGGGAAGACAGCUGUGCUAUUUUCAAAUGAGACCUUUCCAAACGGGAAAAAGCUCAACAAUGCAUUUCUACCCCUUCCCUGAAAAUUACCCCCCCCCUUCCCUUUCCAGGGUUCGUAUUUUUCCAAACACGAAGGCAAUUUCGGAUACUGUUUAUGCUGUCAGUCAGGUUAUGUGUAUUGGUCAACACGCCUCCAACUUUGUAAACAUAAAGCAUGUUAAUUUGGUGUUUCGGGCCCUAAGCAUCCAUGUUAGCCCGAGAUUUGCUUUAAUGCCUGUUGAAUAUUAGUUCAACGAAUGUUCAAAGAAGAAUCUUUCAAGUGAGUAGAAUUUUGCCAUACACCAGAUCGAGUAUUAGUUGAUUUUGUUACUUCAUGUAUUCUGUUGUGUUAAACAGAUUGCCAAAUGUAUAGUCUUUUUUUUACAAAGAAAUAUGUUGAUGUGAAGAGUGGUACAGAAUCCUUUGUUAGGUGAUAGUUUGUGCAAUAUUUGUGUAUCAUAACGUGUUUAUAUUUUUAUUUCCUAGAUAUUUGUUUUUGGAAUAUGAUAUUCCCUGUAGAUUUUACCGAAAUAUUUAAUAGCUGUAGGCGUUGAAGUAUUCUGAAAGAAGAAAGCUUUUUAAUGUACAUGUACAGGUAUACAGAUUGUGUUAUUCAAUUUUAAUUGUUUAUAUUUGUAAUGGGUAUGUAUAGCAUAUCUGUUAUACCACCGAUACGCUGCAGUAUGCUUGGAAAGUUGUAAUGUAUACUCUACGUAAAGGAACUCUUACAUAGUGACAUUUCAAUAUCAUUGUUACAUUGUAUUUUUAUCGUUAUUUAUCAUUUUCAUAUUAGGUUUAAGUUCUUUGAAGCUUCAAGUGUCGAACUCUCGCCUCUUCGAUUUCUUAUACUGCAUUUUGCAAUUCUCCAGGAGCCAAUUACCUUUGCGCGGCAAAUGUCAGUUGUGGCAAUCACCUGUCAUCUUCAUGAACGUGUGAUAUGUUCACAGGUUUUAAUUAAUGUUUAUUACGUUGCAUUAAAUGUGAACAUCACAUGGCCACUUUCUGCGCUAUACCUGUAGCCAGCACUCUCAUUCUAACCUUUUCGUUGGUGACCAUUCUUUACAUCAUUGUAAGUCUAUAAAACAGACGUCCUCAACAAAAAAGCAGAAACGUAAAAAGCACAACAUCUUUACUCUUAACCCAGCUUGUGUUUUCAAGUUACUGAAGUAUAGAUUAAUAUAAUUUCAUUAAACAAAGUUUGAUUCUAUAACUUUUUUAGCCAAAGCCUGGUAGAUGUUUCUUUUUAGAAUGGAAAGUAACGACAAUCUGGAAUUUCUGUUCUGUUUAGUAGAAUUUCUCUCUGUUCUAUGUUUUAGAAACAUUUUAAAAUGGCCAAAGCAAAAUUUCAUUGAUAAAUGGGACCAAAAUGAUUGCAAAGUGUAGUGAUGUAAAAAUAGAUACAGGUUCUUCAACUUGUCCUUAACAUUUUCUUUAAAGGGACAUUUUCAUCUAUAUGGAAUCACAUUUUCGCGGGAUUCACUGAAAUUCUGUCCUGGUUUUCUUCCUUCGUUCCUUGGGCAACGAACAUUGUGAAUUGGAAAAGCGGUUUAAAAGUACGCUUCUUUUCUUUUACAUGGAAACCGAAUCUCGUUCAUCACUGUAGCGCGAGUGUUACGUUGAAGUUUAAG